AUGAUCCUCGUCUUGUGCUGCACCCACAUCGACGUCAAAGACAACAAUAUUGCAGCCAUUGCCAGUGCCGCGAGUAGCCGCAUCAUUGGAGGAACUUCGAUCGACAUCAGUCUAGUUCCAUAUCAGGUCGGUCUAUCGGUGGGAGGCGACUUCAAAUGCGGAGGCGUCAUCGUAAGCACCACCGCCGUUAUAACCUCGGCCCAAUGCGUCAAGGGCGUGACGGUGUCGACGAUCACGGUUCGGGCCGGAAGCUCGUUCCGAAGCACAUUAGGCACCGUCCACACCGUUUCCUCGCUCGUAAUUCACCCCAGCUUCUCGAGCACGACUUAUGACUACGACAUCGCGAUAUUGAGGUUUUCGACCGCUUUUACACUCGGAACAACCGUCGGGGUCGCGACUCUGCCAAGUGUCGGGGAAACUCUUGCCGCUGGAAGUGUCGCAAAUGUCACCGGCUGGGGACUCUCAGCGGUCGGCGGCACCAGCUUUUCCGGAAAUUUGCAAGUCACCCAAGUGCCCAUAGUCGCCACUUCCGUUUGCACCGCCGCCUUGAGCAGGAUCAACACCAUAACUGACCGUAUGUUGUGCGCUGGAUACACUACGGGUGGACAUGACGUGUGCACCGGCGACACCGGCGGCCCUUUAACUUACGGCGGCAAGGUGGUUGGUCUCGUUUCCUGGGGAGCUUCGUGCGGUGCGAUUGGCAGUCCGGCAGUCUACGCAAAAAUCUCCACCCUUCGUGCCUGGAUUAGUACGGAGGCCGGAGUUUAAUGGCGUAGAAAAUUCUGUGUUAGAGGUGUGGUGGUCCACAGGCAGCAACAUUAUUUGAAUAAACUCGAGAUUUUGCGAAACAGA
Neodiprion fabricii is the source of this 852-nucleotide messenger RNA. RefSeq names its product trypsin-1-like. Bases 1 to 768 code for a protein of 255 amino acids. The transcript is spliced from 7 exons. The record is from RefSeq and is a predicted model, not a curated record. Gene Ontology annotation, molecular function: serine-type endopeptidase activity. Lineage: Eukaryota; Metazoa; Arthropoda; Insecta; Hymenoptera; Diprionidae. Gene Ontology annotation, biological process: proteolysis.